Messenger RNA from Anguilla anguilla (European eel), 10216 nucleotides. It is a transcript of the gene igf2r, whose product is annotated as insulin-like growth factor 2 receptor. The record is from RefSeq and is a predicted model, not a curated record. Gene Ontology annotation, biological process: lysosomal transport. The transcript is spliced from 48 exons. Gene Ontology annotation, cellular component: late endosome; trans-Golgi network; plasma membrane. The coding region runs from base 79 to 7545 and encodes 2488 amino acids. NCBI's taxonomy places the organism in Eukaryota, Metazoa, Chordata, Actinopteri, Anguilliformes, Anguillidae. Gene Ontology annotation, molecular function: signaling receptor activity; D-mannose binding; insulin-like growth factor binding.
GUGAUUCUGCCAGUUCCUGCUAUCGGAGGACUUGCUGUAUCAUGUCGGACACAGAGCUCUGAACACUGGUACAAAAAUAUGGGUUCACCGUGCAAGUGCAUCCCAGUACCUUGCCAAAUUGCCGUGCUGACUGGGAUUAUAACUGUACUUACACUGAUUUCCAGUACAGCCGAAGCCGUUGAUAGUUUUUGGUACCAAGAUCUGUGCAGCUACAAAUGGGAGGCCAUCGAUGACGACAACAAAGUGAGAUACUCUCUGAAGCUCUGCGACUCCUCGCCUGAAACAGCCUGUGGGCCAGGGAGCGCUGUCUGCGCCUAUGACCUCACUAGCAAGACGUCGCAGUCAGUGGGUGACCAGUCCCAGCUGAAGGCUUCUCCGAGUGUACUGGAUUUCCGUGGCCCGCAGAAAUGUCCUAGCAGUACUAAUAAUGUGCAGAGCAGCAUCAGUUUCCAGUGUGGAAAAACCAUGGGGACUCCAGAGUUUGUGACCGUGUCCGAAUGUGUGCACUACUUUGAAUGGAGGACGUACGUGGCCUGCAAGAAGGAUAUGUUCAAGCCUCACAAAGAGGUCCCCUGCUACGUCUUUGACGAAGAUGGAAAAAAGCACGACUUGAACCCGCUCAUUAAGCUGACUGACGGUUACCUGGUGGAUGACUCGGAUGACGAGUCGUCUUUGUACAUAAAUGUAUGCCGAAGCAUCUAUACGUCAGCUUCAUUGGGGCAGCCCUGUCCCGAGGGCUCGGCCGCAUGCCUGGUCACCAGCAAGGGCAACUUCAGCGUGGGACGUCCCGUGAAGGAGCUGCAGCUCCAGCCCUCGUCCACCGACAGGUUGAUCCUGAGCUACGAUGGAGUCGCUGAGCAGAAGCCAGACUUCUGCGGAGAGCACACCCCUGCAGUCAGCAUCACCUUCAUCUGUCCGUCACAGCGUCAGCAGGGCAGCAACCCCAAGAUGACCGCGAACACCAACUGCCGGUACGAGAUCGAGUGGGUGACCGAGUACGCCUGCCACAGGGACUACCUGGAGAGCCACAACUGCACCCUGACGAGCGAGCAGCACGACAUCUCCAUCGACCUCCGGCACCUGACCCUCGGGCGUACCGAGUUGCCCUACCAUGCCGUGGCUAAGGGCAGCGACGGGCGGGACGGCUACGUGUACUACCUGAACGUGUGCGGGGAGACCUCGGCGGACGACUGCAAGGACUCGGCGGGCUACGUGUCCGCAUGCCAGGCCAAGGAGGGGGGGACGGGCGCCGGCAAAAUUGCCGGCCGCUACAAGAACCAGACGCUGAGGUACUCUGAUGGUGACCUCACCCUCAUCUACCCGGGAGGAAGUACCUGCAGCUCCGGUUUUCAGCGAAUGACCAUCAUUAACUUUGAGUGCAACAAAACAGCCGACAAUGACGGGAAGGGGUCCCCGGUGUUCACGGGCGAGUCCGACUGCACCUACUACUUCGACUGGCAAACGGCGUACGCCUGCGUCAAGGAGAAGGAGGAUCUUCUCUGCCGAGUCACGUCUGACAAGAAGCACUACGACCUGUCGCCCCUGACUCGAUUCUCAGGGUCGAGUACACUCCAGAACUGGGAGGCGGUGGAUGGCAACGCUCAAGACGGAAAGCGGUUUUACAUAAAUGUCUGUCACAAAAUUCUCCAGCAGGGGGCGACAGCAGGUUGCCCAGAGGACGCCGCUAUCUGUGCUGUGGGAAAAGACAAAACCCUCAGUUUGGGGAAAUUCCUCUCCCCUCCACGGAUGGACGAGAAUAACAUCCGCCUGACGUACACGGAGGGCGACGAGUGCCGGAGCCACAACAGGAUCCAGACCAUCGUCACGCUGAUCUGCAGACCCGGUGACCUCGAGAGCGCCCCCGUGAUGAAGAGCGUCUCGAGCGACGGCUGCGUCUACGAGUUCGAGUGGUACGUCGCCGCCGCCUGCGUCCUGUCCAAGACCGAGGGGGACAACUGCAAGGUGGAGGAUCCGCUGGCGGGGUUCUCCUUUGACCUCUCCCCUCUGACCAAGCAGGACGUCCCGUACAACGUUUCCAGCGGGGAAUAUAAGUACUUCCUCAAUGUCUGUGGGGGCGUGACCACCGCCAAGUGUCCUGAUAAGGCGGGAGCCUGUCAGGUGGACAAUAGCGGCCACUCCUGGAGCCUGGGGCAGUUCAACUCCAGGCUGUCCUACUACGACGGGAUGAUCCAGCUCACUUACCAGAACGGCUCCAAGUACAACAACGAGCAGCACACCCAGCGCUCCACGCUCAUCUCCUUCCUGUGUGACCGCGAGGCCGGGGCCGGGAAACCCGAGUACCAGGUGGAAGACACCUACACUUACAACUUCAAGUGGUACACGUCAUACGCCUGCCCAGAGAGGCCGCAGGAGUGUGUCGUGACAGACCCCAAUACCUUGGAGCAGUAUGACUUGUCCAGUCUGGCCAGGUCAGAGAGGAACGGCGGCAAGAACUGGCUGGCCAUGGACGUGUCUGACCCCAACAACCUGAGGAAGUACUACAUCAACGUGUGCCGUCCCAUCAACGCCGUGACGGGCUGUGACCGGCGCACGUCCGUCUGCGAGAUGAAAUACGUGCCGCAGGAGGGCGGUAUGGCUGAGGCGGUGUCCAUCAGCAACAUGGGCGUGGCCAUGAAAGGGCCCACCAUUGAACAGAAGGGCCGCCUCCUGCUGGAGUACACGGGCGGCUCCACCUGCGUCUCGGACGAAAGGACCACCACCUACACCACCCUCAUCCACCUGGUCUGCCUCAAGGGGGCAGUGUCCGGCCCUCGUUUCAUCAUGAGCCAGAACUGCACCGCCACCUUCCUGUGGCACACAGACGCGGCUUGUGCAAUCUCAAGCACUGAAGAUGAUGCGAAGACGUGCACCAUCAAAGACCCCAACACCGGGUUUGAGUACAACCUGCUUCCCCUACAAAAUGAAAAUGGCUACACGGCUGAAGGAAAUGGGAAGACUUUCUUGGUGAACAUCUGUGGCCCGGUGGCCAGGUGUGGCACGGACCACGGUGACCCGAUGGCUGGGUGCGAGAUAGAGAAUGGAAAACCCGUGGGGGCCGUAGGAGUGGAGAAGUCACUGCAGUUCUCCACAGAUGGCGUCCUCACCCUCACAUACAAAGGGGCCUUGGAUACACCCACAGGCACCAGGAACACCUUCAUCAUCAGUCUGGUGUGCGAUCAGGACAACAGCAACAGACUACGGCUGCUUCGCGAAGAGAUGAGCUCGUCCAGUCAGGUCACCCACGAUGUGUUCUUUGAAUUGAAGACGGCCCUAGCCUGUCCGGUGGCCCCCGUCGACUGCCAGCUCACUGAUUCCCAUGGUAAGGAGUAUGACCUCAGUGACCUCAGCAGAGAUGACAGCCCCUGGGUGGCCAUCGACACCUCCGCUCAGGCAAAGACCAGGACUUUCUACAUCAACGUGUGCAGACCCCUGCCCAGGGUCUUGGGUUGCCCUGGGGGCGCUCUGGGCACCUGCGCCAUCAUCGACGGCACGGGCGUGAACCUGGGCUACGUCCAGUCCAACCCUCAGGCCGCAGCGGACGGCUCCAUCAGCAUCGUUUACGGCAACGGGGACAAGUGCGAGAACAGCCGCUACUCCACCCGAAUCAUUUUCCAGUGUGACGACAGCCCUGGCUCCCCGAUGUUCACUGAAAAGAACGGCUGUGAAUACGUCUUCACCUGGAGGACCUCGGAAGCCUGCCCCGUCCACAGAGUUCAGGGUGACAACUGUAAGGUCAGAGACCCCCGAAGCAGCUACGUGUUCGACAUGACGUCCCUCUCUGGGAAGGACUACACGGUGAAGAGCGGAGAGUACGAGUACCACUUUGCCGUCUGCGGGGCCCUCAAUGAGAAGAUAUGCACCCACAAGGACACAGGAAAUGAAACCGUCUCUUCCUGUCAGGUGGAAGGAAGCACUCACAGGAUUGCAGGUCUCACCACACAGACCCUGACCUACGAUGAUGGGCUCAUAAUGAUCAACUAUACCCACGGCCAGACCUGCCACAAGAUAUAUGAGCGGGCCACCGCCAUUCUGUUUACCUGUGACCACAGCCAGGGCACGGGGGAACCACAGUUUAUCAAGGAAACACCAGACUGCACCUACCUUUUUGAAUGGAACACAGCACUGGCUUGUCUCCCCUUCAAAACAACAAGCUGCUCCUUCAAAGAUGAUAAAGGCAACUCCUAUGACCUCUCGCCUCUGUCGAUGCCCCGUAGUAACUGGGCAGUCGAUUCGCAGACGGGGAACCAGGAGCAGCGAUAUUACAUCAACGUAUGCAAGUCCUUGGUACCACAGUCUGGGUCCUGGAGAUGCCCGUCCACCUCUGCGUCCUGUCUAAAGAGUGGAGACCAGUACUUCAGUCUGGGGGAGGCGGAGUCUACACCCCAUUUAGAGAGGGGCGUCCUGGUCCUCAAGUACACCCAUGGGGACAAGUGUCCUGAUAAGCAGAGGAACCGGACCACCAUCAUACGCUUCAAGUGUGACGAGGACAAAGUGGACUCCAGCCCGACUCUGAUCACAGCCAUCGAGGAUUGCGUCUACACCUUCAUGUGGUUUACUGCCACCGCCUGUCCGCUCAAGAGCAGCGAGCAUGGGGACUGCAGGGUGGCCAACCCGCUAACCGGGCACCUCUUCGACCUGAAUGGCCUGAGGAGACCGGAAGGCUACACGGUGUACGACAGCGUCAACCGGAGGAAGAUGUUUCGGUUGAACGUCUGUGGUGAAGUGGCUAACGCAGGAUGUGAAAAGGGCGCGGGCGUCUGCAUCAAAGACAGCCUGACCGCCUUGAACGGAGGGAGCUUCUCGCAGACGCUCUCCUACCGGGACCAGGUGGUGCAGCUGACCUACGAGGGCGGGGACGCGUGCGCAGCCAACCCCACCCUGCGGCACAAGAGCGUCUUCAGCUUCGUCUGCGCGUCCCAGGGCGCGGCCGGGGGCGGCCCCGUCCUGGUGGACACGGACGAGGAGAAGUGCAUCCACUUUUUCUCCUGGCACACGCCACUGGUCUGUGAGCAGCAGGUCAAAUGCUCAGUCUCCAAUGGGACCUCCCUCAUUGACCUCACCCCUCUCAUUCACAAAACGGGCUUCUACACCGCCACCGACGAGGACCUGUCCAAGGACCUCUCCCCUGACUUUUAUAUCAAUAUAUGUCAGCCGCUCAACCCCAUCCCCGGGGUGGCUUGUCCCCCAGGAACGUCCGUGUGCAUGGACCCAGACAAUGGGCCUCCCAUAGAUAUUGGGCGUAUCACGUUCCCUCCGCAGAUCAACGAGGCCAUCAACGAGGUGUACAUAUCCUUCAACAGCACCACCCCGUGCCCCACAGACUCCUCCCAGAACUACAGCUCCCUCCUCGUUUUCAGCUGCCAGGCUGGCACCGAGCUGGGCUCGCCCCGGAUGAUCAGGAAGUCGAACUGCCUGUACGUGUUCGAGUGGGCCACCCCGGUGGUGUGCCCGGACGCCGUCACCACCAAGGACUGCACCCUGAAGGAUGCGCAGCUGCAGUUCACCUUCAACCUCUCGCCUCUGUCCGGGAUCAUCCAACGGGUGUCCUCUGGUUCCAGCCACUACAGCAUCAACGUGUGCGGGGAGGUGACGGACCCCGGCUGCAAGGGCAGCGCCGUGUGCCUGGUGUCUAGCUCUUCCACCGCAUCGUACGGGAACAGCAAGGCCAUGACCAUGGACUACCAGCAUGAGGACGAGGCCGUGACCAUGCACUACGGAAGCGGAGACACUUGCCUUCCAGUGACGACAGAAGGGAAUGUGUGCUUCUUCCCGUUCAACUUCCUGGGGAAGUCCUUCUCAGAGUGCACCACGGAAGGCCGGACUGAUGGGAAGCUCUGGUGCGCCACCACCGGUGACUACGACAAGGACAUGCAGUGGGGAUUCUGUUCGGAAGUCAAAGGGAAGCGGCGCUCCACCGUCCUGUUCACCUGCGACCGGCAGGCGGGCCGGGGGGCCCCCCAGCUGCUGAGCGAGACGCAGGGCUGCGCCGCCACCUUCCAGUGGCCCACCGACGUCGUGUGCCCGCCCCGCAAGAUGGAGUGCAAGCUGGUGCACCAGCACCAGACGUUCGACCUGCGCACGCUCUCCUCGCUCACCUCCCCCUGGAAGUUCAGCCACGACGGCGACUCGUACUUCCUGAACCUGUGCCAGGGGAUUCACGGGGGCCUGACCGACUGCCCCGAGGACGCCACCGUCUGCCGGCGCAAACGGGGCGGCCCCACGCGGGCCCUGGGCCGGGUGCACACCCAGACCAUGGGCUUCACAGACGGGAAGAUCAUGGUGAACUACACCAAAGGGGACGCGGCCUGCGGGCGGAGCCUCCUGGCCAAAACCGUCAUUCAGCUGACGUGCGGGAAAACGGUGGGGAGCCCCAGGCUUCUGCGGGUGGACGAGCAGGCCUGCGAGUUCUGGCUGGAGUGGGAGACGCGGGCGGCCUGCGCCGUGACGCAGCAGGAGGUGGAGAUGGUGAACGGCACCAUCCGAGUGCCCGACACGGGGGUCAGCUUCAGCCUCGGAGCCCUCUACUACAGGUUCCACCAGGCCUCGGGGGACAUCCGGUCCAACGGGGACCGGUACAUAUACGACAUCCAGCUCUCCGGCAUCACCAACAGCUCCUCGUCCUCCUGCCAGGGGGCCAACAUCUGCCAGGUGAAGAUCAACGGCGACUACCAGCGGAGGAUCGGGGAUCUGCCGCGCAACGCCAAGUACUUCAUCAAAGACGGAAAUUUGGACGUCCUCAUCCCUUCCGAGUCAAAGUGCGGGCGGGACCAGAAGAAGACGGUCUCCUCCACCAUUCUGUUCCACUGCAGCCCGUCGGCCGGAGAGGGCAUCCCAGAAUUCCUCCUGGAGACGGACGGCUGCCAGUACCUCUUCGUCUGGCACACCUCCAGCGUGUGUGAGCUCACGGCUGAAGUCGAUAAUGGCCGUCAAACUGACGACGGAGGGGAGGAGCAUGGCGGUUUGUCGGGGCGGAGCCGGGCCGUGGGGGCGGUCCUGAGCGUGCUCUUGGUGGUCCUCACCAUUUGCCUGGUCGUCCUGCUCCUGCACAAGCGUGAGAGAAGGGAACUAGUGAUUCAGAAAAUGACUGCAUGCUGUAGAAGAGGAAAUAACGUCUCAUAUAAGUACUCCAAGGUGAACAUGGACGAGGAGGGCGGUGAGGAAGAGAUGGAGUGGCUGAUGGAGGAGAUCGAGCCGCCCGAAUCCUCCUCCUCGCGCUUCAGGAAGAAGGAGGUGCAGGAGAACGGUCACAUCACCACCAAGCCCGUCAGCGCCGAGGCGCUGCGCUCCUUCCCGCUGGACGAGCAGGACAGCGAGGACGAGGUGCUGAGCGUCCCGGGGGUGCGCGUGCAGACGGGCCGCCCCGGCCCCCAGCGGCCCCGGGCGGCCCUGCUGGAGGAGGAGAGCGACGAGGACCUGGUGGGCCUCCUGGAGGAGCGCGGGAGGCGGAGCCGGCCCAAGGCCAAGGCCCGGCCGCACAGGAAACGGCCCGACCUCCCCGACAGGUCCUUCCACGACGACAGCGACGAGGACCUGCUGAGGGUGUGAGGGGCCCCGUGGGGCCCCGAGAUCCCGCCCCUCCCCCUGUGACUGAACGCCUCCACGACGAUACUCAAUGUCUGCUUUUUUUUUUUUUUUAAAAAGGGAAAUAAAACUGUGUCUAUUUGUUGUUUACAGUUUUUAAAAAAACAGAUUUGUUUUUUUUUUGUCACCCAAAAAGAUGAUUUCCUGUAAGAAAAUCCUGUUUUCAUAAAUAUCUUUUUUUUUUUUUUUGGUUCACUCCAUUAAUGUGUCUAAAUAUUUAUGUAUAUUAAUUUUUCAUUUUUAUUCCCUUCUCCCUCAAAACAAGAUUUGAAACCAAUUGUGAGGGGUUUUUCCUCCAAGAUAAUUUCCCAGUUUACUUCCCUUUCUGUUCAAGGACCCUUAAUCUGCAAAUCUUUUUUUUUUUUUUUUAAAUACAAAUAUUACCAUAACGGGCCUCUAAGUUUAACUGAUAUUCUUGGGCUGGUGGGCAGAAAAGCAUGAUAAAGCAUGAGUCCCUUGAGAUAAAGUCACAGUAUCCCAUCAAAGUUUUUAGGUACCUGAAUCGACUUCAUUCAGCCGCUAAGUAUACAUUAUUAAAUAUAUUGUUAUUUAGGACCCUGUGUUUUCUGAUCGAGUUUCAGAGCCUGUAAGUCAGUCUUCCUGCAGUACGAUACAUAUGCAUCCUCAUGAAACAGUCUGUUGAGUGACUGUUAACAUCCUGUUGCAGUGCUUGAAUAACCUUAAGUUGUAAUGAUUUCAUUACUAGGCAUCUUAACUGCACGCUGGCGUGUGCUUGUGGCUAUUAAUACAAUGUUCACGUUUAUUGAGCACUGUUCACAAUAAUUUAUCAAUGAAACCUAAUUAACCUGUGACGAACAGUAAGAGAAAAUAAGCACUGAAUCUGGAAUGACUAUUGGCACCAUGAAAUAUUAUAAAAGGUUCUCUUAUUAUUAAAGCUAAAAAAAAAAUAAAAACAAAUGGUAUGGUAAGUAAAAUAGUUUCAACAUUCUGAAAUAUUCAGAAUCAAGGAAGUGGAAUGUUUAAAAUUGGUAGAAAAAUUUGCAUCCUCGCCAAGGACAAAAUGAUGAGUCACUUGUGUAUGCACUGUAAAAAUAUGAAUAAUAAGAGGGUUUCACGAAGAGUCACAACUGCUGCAGAUGGUUCUUGCCUGCUGCAGAAGGUUAAAGAACAAAAGUUGUUUGGAUUUUAUUUUUCUGUUCACAUUGGGUUUUAUGCUAUUGUUUGAAAAUGUCAUAUAAGAAUAUCAUCAAGAUAAAUGACACCCACCUGUGUACUGUGCGAGUUUUACCGCCUUUGUUCAAGAAACCACCUUUUCUUCCAUUAUCACUAUUUUCUGGUCCCUCAUUGUGCAAUUAAUUCAAGUGGUUGAGAUAAAAUGCAAUGUCCUGAAUUACAACUGAAUUACAGACUACAAAACUCGGUUGGGAUUCUCUUUUCCUGCAUUAGCCUACCCCCGAACAGCUGGCACUGUUGUUUGGUAUUCUACCGUCUGCCACAAAUGCUUUCAGUGUUACUGCUGUUGCCACAGAGAACGGCUCUAUCAUUCCUCAGAAAUAUUGAUGUUUUCUGUGGGCCCCUAGAGCUUCCCUUUUUGCCAAAACAAGUCAGUGAAGUCCUUGGACAAAGAUAGAUCUCUACAGUAAUGUGUACUUAAAGAUGAUCAAAUUGAGGUGUUUAACACUUGAGUUCCAGCUAUUUCUCAUUGGCAUCACAUACCCCUGGACUCUGCUUAUAAGUGCUUAUAACAAUCACAGGUUAAGGAUUGAUUUCCUGGCAGGUGUGUUUGUUGGUAUGUUUAAGUAAUGUAAAUAAAAAAAUUUUGCACAAGUGAAAUAUUUUGCUGAGAGGUGCCAUCUGAGGGUAGUCUGGCAUAGCAGUUUUGACAGCACGUACGUUACAUAAUGGGAUAAUACACCUUGUUCUCCCCUACACACAGUGGUACAAUGUCACCCCUGCCGGUGUCGCAUUAAGCUGAACUCUCCACAUCACCUCUUGACCUGUGUGAAACACUUCUCCAGGAUUUCACAUGGGCCAUAUCAAUCGGUGAUGUUUAAAGGACAGUACCGGACAGUAAUAACUUGGCUAUUCCUGAAUACCAAAUUGUUUUCUGGUUAAUGUGUGUUCGAAUGUUCGACUGGUUAACUGUAAACUCAGUUAGGGAAUGUUCGCCCAAAUUCCUGUGUUCUUUUCCAGGAAAUAAUGGCUGCUGUUAAAAUGUGUUGAGAGAGACUGUGUGUUUAGCGUCACCUUGUCACAAAGGCAGCUGUUCCAGAGUUGAGCUUCUAAGUGCCACAUAGGAAUAAAGACGAACGUCCCUCAGUUCAGCAGUUUUGGAAUGUGAAACUUCACGCUCGUAAAUCACCCCAUGUAUUUCAGUAUUUCAGAUUGAGCGAUCGGCGGGGAGCGAGGUUGCAUCGCUGCGAUGAUUAUUAGGUGAUUAGUUCUGAUUGUAGCAGCUUGCGCACGCGAUUUUAUGUCCUCAUGGAAAGAGGAUGCCCUCUUCUGCCCCCUUGUCUGGGGCAGCUGUGCCAUCCUGUCUGCCCCUGCUGUUUGUGCCACCGCACUCUGGCUUGGCACGGCCUACUUGGUACUGAGAAUGAGCUCCACAACCCCCCCCUUUAGUUGUAUUUUUCUUUACCGAUUUGGGGUUCUGGAUGUUAACUUAAUUAUUUUG